Messenger RNA from Cydia splendana, 1231 nucleotides. It is a transcript of the gene Ak2, whose product is annotated as adenylate kinase. Gene Ontology annotation, cellular component: cytoplasm; mitochondrion. The coding region runs from base 140 to 868 and encodes 242 amino acids. Gene Ontology annotation, biological process: ADP biosynthetic process. The transcript has 4 exons. The record is from RefSeq and is a predicted model, not a curated record. Gene Ontology annotation, molecular function: ATP binding; AMP kinase activity. Lineage: Eukaryota; Metazoa; Arthropoda; Insecta; Lepidoptera; Tortricidae.
CUCAAAUGGCGCAAAUCAAAAUUAACAGUUGAUUUUGACGUUUAUCGACCGACGUCACCACAUGUCGGCGGCAUCAAUCUUUCGCCACUAAUUAUUUAACAAACUCCGUAGGGCCUAACUUUGAAAUAACUCCAGCGUUAUGGCACCAGCAGCUGCUGCAGUGAAGCCCCAGCCCAGUGAUGACCCUAUUGGCAUCAGGGCAGUUCUUCUGGGCCCGCCGGGAUCCGGCAAGGGCACUCAGGCCCCAAAGUUAAAAGAGAAAUACUCUGUCUGCCACCUCUCUACUGGUGAUAUGCUCCGCGAGGAGGUUUCCUCGGGCUCUGAGCUCGGGCGUAAGCUGAAGAAAGUCAUGGAUGAGGGCAAACUGGUGUCAGAUGAGUUGGUUGUGGACAUGAUCAACAAGAACCUUGAUCAGCCCGACUGCAAGUACGGGUUUCUUCUGGAUGGCUUCCCCAGGACUGUGCCACAAGCCUCAAAGCUUGACGACUUAUUGGCAAAAAGAAAAGCAGAGUUAGACGCAGUCAUUGAAUUUGGUAUUGAUGACAGCUUGCUGGUACGCAGGAUUACCGGCAGACUGAUCCACCUUCCAAGUGGUCGCAGCUAUCAUGAAGAGUUCCAUCCCCCUAAGAAGCCAAUGACUGAUGAUGAGACCGGUGAGACCUUGAUCCGUCGCUCCGAUGACAAUGUUGCUGCUCUUCAGAAGAGGUUAGCGACAUACCACAGUCAAACUGUGCCACUAGUCGACUAUUACAUGCGGAAAGGACUUCACUACAGGGUAGAUGCGUCCAAGCCAGAGGUGACUGUGUUCAGCAAGAUUGACAAUAUCUUCAAAAGCAGGAUCUUCAACAGGCAAAGGGCGGCUCAGUAAACAUAAUCACCAGUAAUCGGGGAUUUGGUUGCCACUAGGGGUAAAUAAUGCUUUUUUUUCUUAUGAAAUGUUUUUAGUAGGUAAUUGUAUUUCAUAAAUAUUAAGAUAGCUUUUUUGUGAAAAAUUCAAUCCAUAUUGCGGGCUUCCUCCCGUAUCCAUACAAAAAAUUCUACUAGACCCCGCGGUGUUGCAGCCAAAUCCCCGAUCACUGAUAAUCACUAUUAAGGAAAGGUGUUGUACAAAUCUCAUUUUUUUAUCUUGUCAUGGGUUUGACUGGUUGAGUUUCUGUAUUUUUGAAAAUCUUUAUAUUUGAGCUUUACUCUAGAGACUAUUUUUUUCGAGCAAAUACAGUGGAUUUAAAAU